Molecule: messenger RNA, 7670 nt
Organism: Scylla paramamosain (green mud crab)
Lineage: Eukaryota; Metazoa; Arthropoda; Malacostraca; Decapoda; Portunidae
Gene: tim
Product: protein timeless-like
Exons: 24
Coding region: 130-5490 (1786 amino acids)
Biological process (GO): DNA repair; entrainment of circadian clock; DNA replication checkpoint signaling
Cellular component (GO): replication fork protection complex
Molecular function (GO): DNA binding
Source: RefSeq, a predicted model, not a curated record
UUCAGUAUGUGCUUGGUGCGCCCAGACGCAGGAUACAGCUAGUUGUGUGUGAGAAAGAGAGAGAGAGAGAGAGAGAGAUUGGAAAGAAGAACAAGAUAGAGUGAGAGAGAGAGAGGAGUGGCGUGUCCGAUGGUCUUUCGAUGGGCACUUGUGUUUGUCCUGCUGCUGCUGCUCCUCCUCCUGUCCCUGUGUGCUGUGCUGCGGCGCCCCCUCAACUUAGGAGUGGCGGGGUGGGAUCAGUGUCCUGGUGGUGGUGCUGUGAUGCUGGCCUCCGUAGUGCAGUGCCAGAAGUGCCACACUGCCUGCCUCGCCCUCUACCCCACCUGCUGCCCUCCCAACACUCACAUCCUGCCCUACGCUGCCCUGUAUCCUGCAUCCUACGCGUGGUUCCCUCCCCCUCAGCCUUCAUCCAGCAAAUCAUAUCUUACACCUUGUGCAGAUACAUCCUUCAGUGCCUUCAGUCCCUCGUACACUGGUGUCUGGUGGCAUCCUACUUCAUAUCCUUCCUUCUGCACCGAUAUCCUGACUUACCCCACCCUGAAUCCAGCACCCGUGUCCUUUCCUCCUUCGUACGCGCACAUCUCGCCUGUUCCUUCAGCCCCCUCACAACACACGCCCAUAACAAGUCCUUCCCCUCUCAUCCCCCCGCCCACUCUCUUCACGUCCGCCUUCUCAUGCACCCCAAAGACCUCUACCAUGAUCUCUCACGCCCCUCCGUCACCACCUCUUUCGUCCAUGCCCCCGCCUCUCCCCAUGACCCUCGGAGGACGCGGGGUGUCUCUGAAGGUGCUUGAACCAGAUGGAGAUACCAAGAUGGAGUGGAUGGUGAUGAAUAUGGACCACUUCUUCUCCCCGUCCAUCCAGCUCGGCACGUACAUGAAGGACAAAUACGUGGUGCCCCCUAACUGUGAAGGAUGCUGGUGGUCGUAUAUAAUGGAAACAAACAUGUACGAAUUCAAUGAGACAGACAUCAGGAACAGGAAAUGUUGUUACUCGAGGGUUAACGAGGAUAGCAUUAACAUGUUGAGCCUGACGGGACACUUGCACCAAGUCUUCCUUACCACCACGUACGAGGCGCGACGCAGACGGCGGCGAGGGAGGGGUCGCAAGGACCUGCGUCGUAACUAUUGCCAGGUUUGGCGCUGUGAGCGGCGAUUGGCUAGACUGGCCGAGUUACAGCUCACCCAUCAGCAAGUGUCAUGCCGUGAUUGUCAAGGAGUUUUAAAGGAAUCACAACUGAUAACACUAUAUCAUCAUCAUCAUCAUCAUCAUCAUCAUCAUCAACACCAUCAUCAUCAUCAUCAUUAUGAAGCCAAAAUCAAGAAGAUCAUACACCGCCUCAAUCAAGAUAAAGCACGCUGGCACUUCAGGCGGUCGUUAUUCAUGAACAAAAUCAUCUCCACAAAUUUAUUACCUCUCCUGGUCCAUGUCAAAGAGGAGAAGGGACUUAUGGAAGCAACAGUGAAAGUGCUGCAGGAGCUGAUGACACCCGUUGAGUGCCUCAUGCCAACAGAGACCAUGAGCCAGAACCAUGAGGGGAAGCGCAUCAUCUAUGAGCUAGAGACGGCCAUUGUGAACGCUAAGAAGUUGUUCCUUGACACACAGGUCACCAAGGCCAUCGUUGACCUCAUGAGCUCAGUCCUCCAGGACUCCAAGAUCCUCACCCUGCCAGAGUGUGAGCUGAUCAACCAGUGUCUGCUGCUGGUGCGCAACUUGCUGCAUGUCAGCAGCAUCCAGACCCCACAGCAGCGUGCCGCCACCUUCCCUGGCCCCACUGCCUCUGUUGCCAACAGUUCUGCUGCUGCCACACCCAACCUGCCUGUUAGCGCCGGCCAGCAGACCGGAGCAAACACAUCAGUGCUCACGGAAGACCAAAUCAUGUGGAACCUGUUUGCUCAACGCUUUGACAACAUCCUCAUCCAGCUCCUGACUUGCAACCAACAGCACCUGUGGAACAUCACCAUGGUGCAGCUGGUAUCCCUGAUGUACCGAGACCAGCAGCAGGGCACCAUCAGGAAGCUCAUCAAUGAGUGGCUCGAGUCAUCCCUCCCUGAGAGUUCGGAAGAUGACGAGAAUAACCCCAUGUCCUCCUCCUCCUCUGAUGCGAUCUCCACCUCUGACCCCGUGUCUGACUCCUCGGAGAGACUGUCCCCUGUGGAUGGCAUGGCAAAGAAAAACAAGAAGAUACACAAGAUGUCAAGUCUCCAAGAGGACUCAGAUCUUGCCUCAGGAAACAAGAAUUUGCACAAUCUGGACAGCUGCCCGGACAGCGGGUUCUGCCGGACAGGGUCCAACAUAGACUCCUCCCUGGAUGAGUCUGUCUCAGACAACAGCUAUCGCAUGCUGGCCUUGGAGAAGCAGGAGAAGGAAGGCAGCAGCAAGGGCACUAUCACGGCCUGGUACCCGGGAGAGGCACUGCCCAGGCUGGAUGCUGCAGGCCAAGCAAUAGAAGAAGCUCCUGCGGAAGAGAAAAAGGGCUUGGAUGGUAAGACCUGCGGGGACGGGGAAGCCAGCAGCCCCAAGGACAUGUACAAAAUUAAAAUUAUCAGAGAAUGUGAGGAGAAUGAGAGUGACCAGGGUGGCAAUGAGGGCGGCAGUGAGGCAAGCAGCCCAGUGCCAUCAGAAGAGCAGCAGUCGCCCAUCACCCUUGAGGACAGCAAGCCCACUGACCCACACCUCAUGGAGUUCCUGCCAGGAGCAGAGGCAGAAGAAGAACCAGAAGCAGAACCAGAAAGUGAACCAGUACCAGAAACAGAAGUGGGAGCAGAACCAGUGGCUCAACUAGAAGCAGGAGCAGAAGUGGAAGCAGAGGCAGAAGUAAGAGUAGGAGCAGAAGAAAAGAACAUCAUGGCUCCCCUAGAUCCUGUCCUCAUAAAUAAGCAGGGUGAGGAGUCAUUCCCUAUGAGGGAGACUCACUCACCCAUGGAUGAGGAGGAAGAGGAAGAGGAGGAGGAGGUGAGACAGCCGGUCAAGUGGCCACCUAAUGUGGAGGAGUCAGGCUUCAGUGGGGACUCCAGUGAGAAAAAGCCGCCACCUCAGCUGCCAAAGCUUCACAAGAACAAGCCAUUGGUGGGACAGAAGCGCUCCAGACACACCAUGUCCCAGAAGCUGCUGUCAGACACCCAGGAGAACAAUGAGUCCAGCAACUCCACCGGCUCGGAGUGUGACGAGGGUCCCCACGCCAAGCGGCCGCACCACCAGAAACCACACAAGAUGCUGAGCAAGCCCCGGCCGGCCAAGAUGCUGCAGAAGGCACUGCAGGAGAGGAACAUUAAAAGGACCAAACUGAUAAAGAGGAAGGAAAGCAACAGCAUCAAAGCAAAGGCUCUGCUUCACCACCACCCAACACCUGAGGACAUCUCAAACCUCCUCAAGGAGUUCACUGUGGACUUCAUGAUCAACGGCUACUCUAACCUGCUGCAGGGGCUGAGGCUGCAGGUCAUGAUGCCCUACCAGAUUGACUUAGACAAGUCUCACCUGCUGUGGCUCAUCACCUACUUCCUACGCUUUGCUGUGGAGCUGGACCUGGAGCUGUCCCAGAUCUGCCCUGUGCUGUGUAUGGAUGUGGCGUGCUACCUGGUGUAUGAGGGCGUGGUGAUGCAGGAGGAGCUGGAGCAGGCAGUGCGGGCUGGAGAAAACAACUUGCUGCCCCACGUUCGCCGCCUCCACCUGGUCGUCACUGCCCUCAGGGAGUUUUUUGUAGCAUUUGAGAUCUGCCUGAAGAGGGAACAGAGCCUUCUGGAUGCCAGUCACCUGUUUCACAUCAGAGAAGAACUUGGGACGCUGGUGGAGAUGAGACAAUUGUUCGUGUUGUUGAUCCGGAUGUACCGACCCGGCGUGCUGAACCUCAACUACCUACAAGACCUUAUCACCACCAACCACCGCUUCCUCAUCACCCAGGAGGCCAAUGCCCCAAGCCACUCCUUGCAGUGCUCCUUCAACCUGUUCCACCACAUCAAGCAGUUCGCCACAAUGGAUAUCAUGCGUCAGUACAGCCGUCUCCUCGAAAACUUCAACAUGAAUGACGAGACGGUGAAUGACUGCAUCUUCACCAUGAUGCACCACAUUGCUGGUGACCUGAGGAACGUCAACGUGCUGCUGCAGCCGUCCAUCCUCAAGGUGUUCAUGCGUAUCUGGAAGGAAGGCUUUGAGCUGUGCGGGGACUGGGCAGACCUGAUAGAGUAUGUCCUCCGCAAGUGUACCCGCAUCCGCAUCAAACACCCGGACAAGGAGAAGAGCAAGAACUCGCACAAGCCUAUGGUGGAGGCUCCAGGGAUAGACCUCUCGAAUGAGGACUUUGAUCAGCUAUACAACCUAUACCUGGCCACCACGAGUGAACAGGACCUCAUGGACAAGAUAAAGGAGAUCUGCUGUGAUGACUCUAUUGAGGAACCUAUCAAGAAGGAAGUAAUACAGAAGUUGUUAGCACGAGGCUUCAUAACCAACAGUGAAUGCUCCAAGCUAUGCGCGGAGAUCCCCAUUGCCAGCCACACGCACACAGACCCUGAACCCGCCAUCCCCCAGCACUCCCAGGUGGAGCCGCUGGUUGCCAACAAGUCAGAGGGAGAUGUCAGUCUCGAGUGUGAUGUCAUGCAAGUCAGCAGCGAUUCGGAAGACUCCUCUGACAUCCCUUCAAACCUUGCCCACACCACCCAGGUCACCAAGAUGUCCACGGAAGAAGUGACGGAAAAGCUUGAUGGCAUGGGAAGCCUGAAGCUUGCCUCACCUCCACAUGCUGAAAGGUUGAAGCCCAAGCAGGAGGAGAAGCCUGUUGAAACCCAAGCCCCAUCGUCAGAGAAGAGCAUGGAUGCCACCUUCCUCUUUAAUGAGGACAGCUAUGACUGGGAUGACAACACUACCGUUGCCUUCCUUAUCGACAAGCUGAGAGAGGAGGGCUAUGGGAGUCAGGUUGUGUGGCUUCAGAAGCAGAUUCUUGAGGCCUGCUAUGCCAAGAUCAGGUUCAUGGGCACUGACCUCCCCAGACCAGAGCCUGUUGCCUUCCAUUUCACAUUGUCCAACCAGUCCAUCCCGCUCAUUCCAUGGACCAGUGAGCAGGAGGAGGCAUUCUCUUCACCCACCUUCCGUCAGCUGUUGGCCGAGCUUGGUUUCCACCUGCCCUCAGAUACUGGAAAGCUGUACCCCCGCAUCCCCCACUUCUGGUGCCCUGAGGUGCUCUACAUGGUGGCCAAGAGACUCGGGGACAUUACUGACAGUGUUCUGAGAGUGCCAUUGGAGCAGAUGCAGUUACUGAUGCAACAUGUGAGGCAGAUGGCCCUCACAGGUGCUAUGAGAGUCGAGGGAGUUCCGCUGGAAGAGUCCUUUGUUAAUAAGAGAGCUUCUUCUGUUGACUACGAUGAUUCCUCUGAGGAAGUCAGUGACUGCUCCAUGGAGAACAACCGCUCCGGCAAUUCGUCUCCAGUGUCAUCCAUUGAGGAGAAACUGAUGCCACUGGCUGAGGGAGAGCCAGCCCGGAGCACCAGCCUCACCUAAGAGGUUGGUCGAUGCAUGGGUGCCUGUAAAGGUAAACUGGUCACCAAGAUGUCUUAGUAAGGCUACUGUCCCACGUUAAUGGAUGUUUACUCAUCAGAGACAUAAAGGCCAACCAGAUGGAGACUGAAGUACUGGUAUUAAGUGCAUUACAGCACCUAACUAAAUUUUACAAAUGGCACUUGAAUUUUCUUGCUACAACAAAUUACAGCUCUCAGCUUUACCAUGGUAAAGAUUCACAACUUUAAAAAUCAUGAUUGUGGUCAACGAUUUUCAGUACCACUCAUGUUUUGAGGUCUGUGCUAUAGAGAGGGUAACAGAGUGUGGCCAUGCUGUUGUGAGCAAAACACACACAUGCACACACACGCGUGCACGUGCGCGUACGCAUGCACGUGCACACACACACACACAAACACACACACACACACACACACACACACACACACACACACUAUAAUGAAGUGACCAUUGGGUGGUGUGGUGGAGUAGUUGAUUACACACACAGAAGGGCCAGGUGGAGCUGUUGGCUAGUGGGAGUGUGAGGAGUUGAGACCAUGGGAGAGGAUGAAUGAAAAGGUUUGGAUGUUUUAGAAUAGAGAGGCAGUACAUACAUCAUAUAUUUAAUUGAAAAACCUAAAAGAUGCCAUACAUUUUCCCAUCACAGGUGUAUAGAGGAGGAAACAACACUAGAGCACAAUUUUUGUUAAAUUUCUUCAUUGGCCGCAUAUUAAAUGAAUUUCCAUUGGUUGUAGAUUUUAGAUAUUUUAGACAGAUUUUAGACAGAUUUUAGCAAAAUCUGUCCCCACAAAAGCUAAAAAAUCAGCUACUGCCACUAAAUCAAUCCUAGCAGGCACCAGAUAAGCAUAUCAGUUACUUCAGGAAACUACACUGAUUGUUCUUUCAAGUGAGAACUUAAUCAUUGUAGUAAAAUGAGGCUUUGAGUUAACUUUGGCCAACAAUUGGAAAUACUAAAAUCAGGCUGGAUGACUGCCCAUGCCCAAAAGUAUUACCCAAGUGUUGAUUCCUGCACCAUAGUUAUGUAAAUUACUAAGAUUACUGAAGAAGUGAAUGAUUAAUAAGAAUAUUCAAAUUAACUUCUAUUUAUCAGUACACAUUAUAAGAUAUCUGACAUUAACAUUUGACUAAAAACUGAAUAUAUGACUACAUAGUAGCAGUCAAAAUGGCAAAGUAAUGGCAGAAUGUUGGUCGUAAAACAAAUUUAUCUUUUCCUGUAUAGUUUAGAAAACCUGUGGCUGGUUUGAUGAUGUUUCCAGCAGGCCUUCCACCAGCUGCUGUCUUCCCAUCACCUCCGCCUCUACCUCGGUCCCAGCUGACCCACCCCUGCCCACCACCUGCCCACUGCGAGGGUGCCGCCACUCCUCUGUGAACCCUACGGACACACCCUGAUCUCGAGUGCUGGCACUGGUGUCGCCUCGUCCUUCCCCGCCCCAGGAGGGUUGAAAGCCUGAGCUUGUGAUGUGGACACCCAAGUGUUCAAGAGUUCCAUUGGGGAUGGAAAAGUGCAAACUGUUUACACUCAUAUUUCUAUUUUUUUUAUAUAGGUAUAUAAUACAUGUUUAAUGUGAGACUUAAAUUAUUUUACUUGCAUACAAACUAUUUUUAUUAGUUGAUGGCUAUCUGUAUAACCAAAGAUCCAGACCUUUGUGUAAAGACUCACUUCAGGAGAGCUAACUGGCAUUACAGACUGUCACUGUACCCUGCAAUCCUAGACUUAAGCUUGUUAAGUAAUUAUGUGACGUCAUCCACCUGUGUACUCCAUACAACCUUGAUUACCUCUGGCUUCAAUUUUACUUAGCUUGAUUCUUUUGUAUGAGUUGUACAAUAAUAAUUUCCUCUGAUCCAAGCAUCAGUGCUAACUUCUGUAAAGGACAAUUUCAGUACAAAUGUAAUUUUAGAAGACAAAAAGUUCAUCUUAAGCUGCUUAGAGUUUCUGAAUACGUUUUCAUCUUCUGAUCAACAUACAAUGCACAUUAAGGCCAACAUCUGUUGAGAUGCUUGGGUCAGGGUCUGUCUUGUCUAAUCUCCAUCAUCAGUGAAAAAACUCAGCAAAGAGCUCAAAGUCUCUAACAGGAACCCUUUUAUAUGAAGCAGCAAAUAUCUGCUACUGAGUGACUGAAAUGUGUUAAAUGACUUGUCACAGUACAUAAAUACUAGUUCAAUGA